AUGGCAAGCUAUUUUGAGGAACGUAACGUUAAUGAAAAUGAAGAAACUAAUGAUCGUAUUCAGCGUUUAACAAGAGAAACAUUUCGUAUGAUUUUUGAUCAAGAUCCUUAUCAAUAUGAUAAUAUUGUAAAUAAUCAAAUCACACCUCCUGCGUCAAAAUCAGAAAUUGAUAAAUUGAAAAUUGUCUCACAUGAUAAACUGUUGGGUAAAAUCUCUAUACUAUACCUAUGUAUUAUUUUUAUUUAUUGAAAAAACUGUUGUUUUAGGUGAACAAUGCCCAAUAUGUUUGUCACCCUAUCAAUUAGAACAGAAAGCUUUGACCAUGCCUUGCGAUCAUGUAUUUCAUGAGGAGUGCUUAAAAACGUGGCUCAAAAAGGUAACAAUAUUAAUGUGUGCAAAAAUAUAUCAUAAAUUAUUAAAAUUAGCCCCUCCCCCAUGUUUAUCAUGCCAGUUUAAUUACCCUUUUUCUUUAAUCAUUUUAAAAAUAAUUUGAUUAAGAUUUUGUCAACACCAAUUUCAGUUUUAGAAAUUAAAUUCAAUAUUGAUUUUUUUUUCUUGCAUGUGAAAUAAUGGUUUGUGAUUUAACGUUAAUUCACCAACACUAUCAAUUGCUUAAACUACACCUUAAACAUUUAUAUAUAUUUGUUUUAUUUGUUAGAGCAACUUUUGUCCACUCUGCAAACUCGAACUUGGAACUGACAAUGAGCUAUAUGAAUUAUAUAAAAAAGAGUUGAAAAAUAGACAAAUCAGAGAAAGAAACAUUGAAGAACUUCAUAAUUCCAUGUUCUCUUAA
Molecule: messenger RNA, 793 nt
Organism: Cinara cedri
Lineage: Eukaryota; Metazoa; Arthropoda; Insecta; Hemiptera; Aphididae
Source: the annotation of a GenBank genome assembly